AUGGUUUUGACUCCAUAUUUUGCAUUGGGAAGGGAGGAUCUGGAAGUGUCUACAAGGCAAAGCUACCAUCAGCACUCCUUUCUGGUCUAUGAAUACCUAGAAAAGGGUAGUCUGGCUUCAAUCUUGAGCAAAGAAGACGAAGCAAAAGAAUUGGAUUGGAGUAGGAGGGUGAGAAUUGUAAAAGGCGUAGCUCAUGCACUGUCUUACCUUCAUCAUGAUUGCGUGCCGCCAAUUGUACACCGAGACUUAUCAAGCAGCAACAUUUUGCUGGAUUACGACUACGAGCCUUGUGUUUCUGACUUCGGCACCGCUAAGCUUUUGAAUCCAGACUCAUCGAAUUGGAGCUCCCUUGCAGGCACAUAUGGAUAUGUAGCACCAGAGUUGGCCUACACAAUGAAGGUAACUGAGAAAUGUGACGUUUAUAGCUUUGGAGUGCUGGCACUGGAAGUGAUCAUGGGAAAAAAACUAGGUGAUUUAAUCUCGUCCUUUUCGUCUCCAUCUGCGUGUGAAAACAAAUUGCUGAAGGAUGUAUUGGACCAACGGCUUCCACCUCCUACACUUGAAGUUGAAGAUGAACUGACAACCAUUGCAAGGGUAGCAAUCACAUGCAGGGAUUUGCGACCGCAAUCAAGGCCAACAAUGCACAUGGUUUCUCAGUCGUUAUCAUUCCAAACUGCAGCUUCCACUGGAGGACCAGACAUCACACUUGAACAACUCAUUAAGAUUUAA
This is a messenger RNA of Malus domestica (apple), 729 nucleotides long. The record is from RefSeq and is a predicted model, not a curated record. Lineage: Eukaryota; Viridiplantae; Streptophyta; Magnoliopsida; Rosales; Rosaceae.